Bactrocera latifrons is the source of this 1522-nucleotide messenger RNA. RefSeq names its product glycosyltransferase-like domain-containing protein 1-like. The record is from RefSeq and is a predicted model, not a curated record. NCBI's taxonomy places the organism in Eukaryota, Metazoa, Arthropoda, Insecta, Diptera, Tephritidae. The coding region runs from base 209 to 1327 and encodes 372 amino acids. The transcript has 4 exons. Gene Ontology annotation, molecular function: glycosyltransferase activity.
UCGAAUUGUUUGCUACGAUCUCAAUUAAUGUGGACAGCACUACUAAUUUAUUCAACCCUCAAUACCACACAUACCAUGACAAGUGAUUUUGUGUUCCUCCGCAAACAGAUGAGGUACACACAAAUUUUAUAUCUCUUCAAAAUAAAACAUAUUUUACGUUUAUGUGGCGAAAGUUUAAUUAAAAAUUUAACUAUUUUAGUACGCUGCCAUGUCAAAGCCAUCAAUAUUAAUCAUAGAACCGUUUUAUGGAGGUAGCCACAAGCAGCUGAUCGAUACAAUCAUCGAGUGCUUAAACAUCUGUGACUAUGAAAUAUUUAGUCUUCCCGCAAAGAAAUGGCAUUGGCGUGCGCGUACAGGCGCCUUAUACUUCUCACAAAUCAUACCGGUGGAUCAUGAAUACAAAGUGCUUUUUACCAGCUCAGUGCUGAACUUGGCGGAGCUGUUAGGUGUACGUCCAGAUUUGGUUAGUUGUAAAAAGAUUGUUUAUUUUCACGAAAAUCAAUUAGUCUAUCCAGUGCGUGAGGUGAAGGAGCGCGACUGUCAAUAUGGUUUGAACCAAAUACUAACAUGCCUUUCUGCCGACAAUAUAAUAUUCAAUUCGAAUUUCAACCGCACAUCAUUCCUGGACAGCAUUACACCUUUUCUCAACAUACAACCCGAUUUUAAAUUGAAACACAUACGCGAUAAAAUUGAGAAAAAAUGUGAAGUUCUCUACUAUCCUAUUAAAUUCCACGCCUUCCCCAAUAAACGACUGAUGAUUGGUGGUGCGGAACCAUCUCUAACCACACUGAUGAGUGACAAAGACUGUUUGCAUCUGAUCUGGCCACAUCGCUGGGAGCACGAUAAAAAUCCAAAGUUGUUGGUGGAGGUACUUUUGGAGUUGAACAAGCGUCAAGUGGACUUUAAAGUGACAAUAUGUGGCGAAAAUUAUCAGGCAGCACCAGAGUCCUUCGACGGCUUACAAGAUAAGUUGGGUGCCAAGCUAAUAAAUUUCGGUUUCUUGCCGCGUGAUAAGUACAUAAAAACUUUACUGUCCGGUGAUGUUGUAAUCUCGACGGCGGGACAUGAAUUCUACGGUGUAGCUAUGCUUGAAGCAACGUACUGCGGCUGUAUGCCGAUAGCGCCGAAUAAACUCGUUUACCCGGAAAUAUACCCCAAAGAGAAUCUCUACAACACUUCCAAUCAGCUGAUUAAAAUGCUCUACAAUUGGUGUCGCAAUCCGGAAUUGUUUCGGCGUCAGAGAGACACAUUUUUUGAAUAUUUUACAUUCGAUCGCUACUCAGCGCAACAUUUAGUGCCUAAAUUCCUAGAGAAAUUGCGCAUUUAAUGACGCACUUUUUUCAUUUGCCAGCUUAUAGGUUUUGUGCAAUAUCUGGCGAAGCAAAAAUUAUCGUAUACAUACAAGUUGUAUAACAAUAUUCGAAUGCAAAGCGAUCUAAAACUGUAAGUAUGUGUUGCCAUGCAAACUUAUCAACUAACUGUGAGAGAUCGCAGUUUCGUCACAGGUGGCGAAAAUCAAAGA